CGCACGCGCGGUGAGGUGGGCGGGAAGGCGGCGCGCAUGCGCAGUGCGCGUUCGCCUCUCCCCCUCAGCUCUGAGGUACGGCCGCCAUUUUGUGAGGCCGCCGCGCUCCCGCUUCCCGCUUCCCGCUCCCCUCCGCCGCCGCCAUGCGUCCCGGCAUAAAGCUCUUCGUGGGCAACGUGCCCGAGGAGGCGACGGCGGAGGAGCUGAGCGAGCUGUUCGCCGGCGUCGCUGGGCCUGUGCUUGGCAUCGCCCUCAUGAAGCAGUUCGCCUUCGUGCACCUCCGCGACGAGGCGGCGGCGGCCCGCGCCAUCGCGCAGCUCAACGGCCACCAGCUGCACGGCCGCCGCAUCGUGGUGGAGCCCUCGCGGCCGCGGCCCACCAACACCUGCAAGAUCUUUGUCGGCAACGUCUCGGCCGCCUGCACCAGCGGCGAGCUCCGCUCGCUCUUCCAGCAGUACGGCACCGUCGUCGAGUGCGACGUGGUCAAAGACUAUGCAUUUGUUCACAUGGAGAACGAAGCAGAUGCAAAAGUUGCCAUCGAAAAUCUUAAUGGGAAGGAGGUGAAAGGAAGAAGAGUCAAUGUGGAGCUCUCGACCAAUGUGCAGAAAAAGGGCAUGGGCCCGGCCGUGCAGGCCGGCGUCGUGGUGGACAAGAACAAGCGGAUAGGCCUGGAGUACAGGGAGAAGUUCCAGCCCAAGAUCGAGGGCUUCGAGCAGCGGAGGGUCGCGGAUGCCGCCUUCCCCUCGGCCGCCGCCGGCUACGCCACCUCCUCCUCCUCCCUGUACGAUUACCAGCAGCGCUUCGGCACCGGCGCCGCCAGCAAGUACGACGGCUUCGACCCGCAGCCGCGGCCCUCCUCCCCCGCCUACUUCGGGCGGGACCGCAGCCCCCUCCGGCGCUCCCCGACCAGAGCCGGCAGCUACUCGGCGGUGACGCUCCCCAUGACGGCGCAGCCGGCCGCCUACCGCGCCCAGCCCUCGGCCUCGCUGGGGGCCACCUACCGCGCCCAGCCCUCGGCCUCGCUGGGCAUGGCCUACCGCCCGCAGCCCACCACGGGCCAGGCGGCCGCGUACCGCGCCCAGCCCUCGGCCUCGCUGGGCGGCGCCUACCGCUCCCAGGCCGCCGUCUCCCUGGGCGCCUCGGGCGCGCAGCCUGGCGCCAACUCCCUGGCCUCCUACGGCGCGCAGCCCACCGCCUCCUACAGCGCGCAGCCCGCUGCCUCCCAGCUCUCCGGCUACAGCGUCCAGUCCACGGCCCUGGCCUCCUCCUACGGGGCGCAGGCCGCCUCCGGCUACUCGGCCACCUACGGCGCCCAGGCUGCCGCUGCCUAUGGCACCCAGCCUGCCGCCGGCCCCACGGUUUCCUACGGCACCCAGGCCGUGGCCACGCACGUAGCCUCCUAUGGCGUGCAGGCCGCCACCGGCCACGCCGCCUCCUACGGCGCGCAGCCCAUAGAUGGCCACGCUGCCUCCUACGGCGCCCAGGCCGGCGCCGUGCUCUCGGUCUCCUACAGCGCCCAGGCCGUGGCCGCGCACGCCACAUCCUAUGGCGCCCAGCCCAUGGCCGGCCACGCCGCCUAUGGCGCCCAGCCAGUGGCCGGCCACUCGGCCUCCUAUGGCGCGCAGCCAGUGGCUGCGCUCUCGGCCUCCUACGGUGCCCAGCCCGCUGCCGGCCACUCGGCCUCCUACGGCGCCCAGCCCGCCGCCAACCUGCCCGCCUCCUACGGCAGCCAGUCCGCCGCCGCCGCGCUCUCCGCCACCUACGGCGCCCCGGCGGGCUCCUCGCUGGCCGCCUCCUACGGCAGCCAGGCUGCUGCUGCUUCCUACAAGGCGCAGGCCUCCGCCCCGCUGACGGUGGCCUACCGAGCCCAGGCCUCCAACUCGAUGGCGGCCUCCUACCCGGCGCAGCAGGCCUCCUCCGCGUCGCUGGCGGCCGCCUACAGAGCCCAGCCGGGCAGCGCCUACGACGGGCCGAGCCAGCUGGGGCAGCAGGCGGCCUCCUACUUGGGCCUGUCGCAGGCCACCGCCGUCGCACCGCCCUACGAGCGCACCCGCCUCUCGCCGCCUCGCAGCGCCGGCUAUGACGAUCCGUACAAAAAGUCCUCCGCUCUGGCAAAAAGGUACAAUUCAGACCGCCGUUUGUCUGACCUCUCAGAUUACCGCCGCUUAGCGGACUCGCCGCUCGCGUACCGCCGCUCGCCGACAAAGUCCCCGAUGGAUUACCGCCGCCUUCCGGAAGCGCACGCCGAUUACGCCCGCUACUCGGGCGGCUACGGCGAUUACCUGCCCCCGGCCCGCGUGCACUCGGGCUACCAGCGCCGCCUCUAGGGCUGGCGGGCGUGCGGCGUUCCCUCGGGACACCUCCCGGUAGCUCCGCCGGGUCGCUCCCUCCCCUCCGCGCCGUCUCCGGUGUCACCAGCGGCGCAGCGCUCUCCGUCGCACCCAGCGUGGUUCGCCUGCUCCCGGCCGUUAGCCCCGGGCAGGGACGGUUAUUUUUAGCUGCCUUUUUUUUUUUCCUCCCUUCCUUUUAUUUUUUCCCCCUUCUCCUCUCCCGUUUUUAGAAGGUUUUGGAUUCACGGUUUGAAAACCUGUUGCUCUGUGCCGGGAGGAGCGCGAGGCGGCCGCGCAGCCCCUCCGCCGUUCCCUGCGCCGGCCGUAGCGUCGUGGCACCGUCUCGCUUGCGCCGCGCGGAGCUCUCGGCAAUCCCCUCGCCGCCCAGGCGCAUUUUGUAACCGGAGCGAUCGGUGCCGCCGAGCGAGGAGCGGGCGGGCGCUCUUUUGGAUCCCCGUCCCCAUUUUUUCUUCCCCCCCGCCUUUUGAAAGCGUUCAUUUCAACCCAGGCACAGCGUUGGGCUCGACGCAGCAGCACCGAGUGACGUUUUGUACGACUGUAAAUAAAAAGCUGGGCUGUUUUCCGUUUA
Molecule: messenger RNA, 2919 nt
Organism: Cygnus olor (mute swan)
Lineage: Eukaryota; Metazoa; Chordata; Aves; Anseriformes; Anatidae
Gene: RBM14
Product: RNA binding motif protein 14
Exons: 3
Coding region: 144-2327 (727 amino acids)
Biological process (GO): mRNA splicing, via spliceosome
Cellular component (GO): nuclear speck; cytosol
Molecular function (GO): mRNA binding
Source: RefSeq, a predicted model, not a curated record